UUUCGCAGUAGGUUAUUAUCGCCCACCCAAUAAAUUCAUCGAAAACUAAGAUGUCACAAGCUGCUGUCCAUAGAUUAUUGAGUGGAGUUCGUUGUUUGCGGAAAACCCCACAAAUGUUUGGUACAAAUCCACUGUUUGCAGCACAACAAAGAUGGCUGACGUUCAAUGUCCAAGAUGAGAAAGAUUUCAAAGACCGAGUACUUGAAAAUGAUAAACCUGUCCUAGUUGAUUUCACUGCAAGCUGGUGUGGUCCCUGUAAGAUCCUUGGCCCAAGGCUGGAAACCAUUGUAGCAGGAUACAAGGGUAGGGUUGAACUGGCCAAGGUCGACAUAGACGAACAUCAAGACUUAGCAAUAAAAUUUGGGAUUAGCUCUGUACCGACAGUGAUAGGUAUGGUUAAGGGAGAGAAGAAGUCACAAUUUGUAGGAGUUACAGAAGAUGACCUCAUUGAAGCUUUUAUAGAGAAGCUACUUCCACCUUCGUGAUAUGUGCAAUUGAUGUUGAAAUUGAAUUGAAAAUGAAAUCAGAAAAAUAUCCAUUAUUCCCUUUGUGGCCUUACAUGACUUUUCUUCAAACAUUAUCCUCACAAUAUAGAUCAUGGUCAACUAAAUACAUGUACACAUAAUUUUGCAUGUCGCCAAUGAUAGCACUUGUAGAUGAGAGAGAUUGUCAUAUUAGGGACUAAAUUAUGUGCACUAUUGUUUUAAUAAAUGGGCCUCAUGUAAAUUUCAAGGUCCAACUCUGUCAGCCUGUCUAAUGGCCACAAACUUUAGUCUUCCUUAUUUGACUUGAUUUUGACGGUCUCGUGACUUUAUUUUACUGAUUGAGAGAGACUAGAAAGUAUUUCCAAGGGAAUAUCUAGCCUAAUAAAAAGCAAAGUUUUUAAGCUUAUUUUAUUUCAUAUCAAUCUUAAAUGCAAUACUGAAUACAAUAUGUACAGUAUAUAUUACAAUUCAAUCAAUAUGUUAUGAAAUACAAGCCUAUGUCUAAGUGAUAUUUUUUGCAAUAGCCUAAAUGCCCUAUAGAAAUUAUAACCUCAUGAUGUCCACUAGUCAUACCUUUUUCUAGGUGAGCCUUUUCAGUCUUGCUAUCUUUAAAAAAUAAACACUGUUGCCAAUUAAAAAAUGUAGGGACCGUUAAAAUCAGUAUUAAUAUUGACACUUUAUUAAAAUGUCUACCGGUGAUAUUUUCCUGGGGUUUAAUGUACACCAAAAUUUGCCACCCUGCUUUGAACAAUACAGUAUUUUUUCCAUUUCAUAGCAUAAAAAUAAUGAUGACGUUAAAGUGUAAUUCGCCAAAUUAGUGUUCUAUAGAUUUGCUAUAUAUAUAUAUAUGUACUCGUAUCAUGAUAAUACUUACAUGUACUAUAGUGCCAA
Molecule: messenger RNA, 1376 nt
Organism: Owenia fusiformis
Lineage: Eukaryota; Metazoa; Annelida; Polychaeta; Sabellida; Oweniidae
Source: the annotation of a GenBank genome assembly